Messenger RNA from Octopus bimaculoides (California two-spot octopus), 2945 nucleotides. RefSeq names its product E3 ubiquitin-protein ligase rfwd3.L. The record is from RefSeq and is a predicted model, not a curated record. Gene Ontology annotation, cellular component: nucleus. Gene Ontology annotation, molecular function: protein binding; ubiquitin-protein transferase activity. Gene Ontology annotation, biological process: interstrand cross-link repair; protein ubiquitination. Lineage: Eukaryota; Metazoa; Mollusca; Cephalopoda; Octopoda; Octopodidae.
GACUUUAACGAGAUUUGUUCCAAUAACACAAACAGGCGGACUUUUUUGAUCUUGUUUCUCUCAUUUUCCACGUUCAUCUCGUUUGUCAUUCAUGAUACAGUAGUAGUGAUGCUUGUUUUUGGCCCUUAGCUGUUCUCACGCAUAUAUAUACACACAUAUAUAUAUAUAGGCAGGGAGUGAACGAGUGACACUGUGCAUACAGCAUAAAGCAGUGAUGAAGGAGGAAGGCUGAAGAUGAGCGAAAAUGAAGCCACAACUUUGACGACUUCAGAUCACCCAACUUCAGACAAUGCAGAUUCAGAUUACACAGCUUCAAGCCAAGCAACUUCGAGUCGUCAUGCUUCAGGACAGGCAACUUCGGACCACCUGGUUUCAAGCCAGACAACUUUAAGCCAUCCUGCUUCAGGCCAGGCAACUUUAAACCAUCCUGCUUCAGGCCAGGCAACUUCAAGCCAUCCUGCUUCAGGCCAGGCAACUUUAAACCAUCCUGCUUCAGGCCAGGCAACUUUAAACCAUCCUGCUUCAGGCCAGGCAACUUUAAACCAUCCUGCUUCAGGCCAGGCAACUUUAAACCAUCCUGCUUCAGGCCAGGCAACUUUAAACCAUCCUGCUUCAGGCCAGGCAACUUUAAACCAUCCUGCUUCAGGCCAGGCAACUUCAAGCCAUCUCGCUUCAGGCCAGGCAACUUCAAACAAUCCUGCUUCAGGCCAGGCAACUUCAAGCAAUCCUACUUCAGGCCAGGUAACUUCAAACCAUCCAACUUCGGGCAACUUAACUUCAAACCCCUCAGUUUUAAACCAUCCAACAACUUCAAACCUCUCAGAUAUUGAUGAUCAUCUUACUGGUGAUAAUGAUGAUGAUGAAGAUUAUGUUCCUGGUAACGAGAAUGAUUAUGAUGAGGGGCCAAAUACACCACAGUUAUAUGUUGAAACGGCUGAAUCUUCAGAUUCAAAUGCUGAACAGGAGUUAUUUGUGGCUUCCAGGACGUCAAUUGUACAUAUAAAUGUUGAUUCUUCUGGAGAAACCAGUGAUUCUAACCAGCCUGAUAACGAGGUGACAACAGAACCAGCCGAAGUCAUCGUCAUCGCAGGAGAUGACGAGAAUAAUUCCAACAACAACAACCAUGGUCCAAGAGCAGAAAAUGUACUGCCACAACGAAAUAGUACGCCACCACCAUCUUCAGCUUCUGACACUGAUUUUCGGUCACCUAAGCGGCGCCGAAUUGAAUCUCCAGCAAAACCAGAUCACCACAAAGAAGGUGAUUCACAAGAUGAUGAAACUUGCUCCAUUUGUUUCGAACCUUGGACAACCUCUGGUAAUCAUAGGCCAGCUUCCCUUAAAUGUGGUCACCUGUUUGGUCAAAGCUGCAUUGAAAAGUGGUUAAGAGGUCAAGGAGAUAAAUGUCCCCAUUGUAACUGUAAAGCCAAAAGAAGUGACAUACGAGUCGUAUUUUCCAGAAAUAUCCGGGCUGUGGACACUAUUGAACGUGAUAGAGCUUUACAGGAACUUGCUCAAAGCAAGCAAAGAAAUGCUGAAUUGAAAAUGGAAUUAGCUGAACUCGGUCGCAAAUAUCAACUGAAUUGUUCCAAGCUACAAAGUGAACUUCAAGAGGCCCAAAAUGAAAUUAAAUUUCUCAGGAGUCGGUUGAUGGGAAGCAGCACUGGCGCAACUUCUGAUGUUUCACUCUCUCAGGAAAAUUCUGUAAAUAAAAGCCAAGAAGCAAACAGAAAUGGACAAUAUAGAUGUAUUAAAACAAUUUUGAUUUGGGAGGGUGGGAACUGCCGUGUGAUGGCUUACAGUCCUUUUCUGGGUGUCCUGGUUGUAUCACAGCCCUCAAGUAUUCCAUUGUUCCAGGGCUUUGGUGUGAGAAAAAUUAGUACGGUGGAUUUUCGGACGACUGAAUAUAUCCCACUUCAUUCUAAACUUAUCCGUUCCAUGAGUUUCCAUCCAACCUAUUCCGAUGGUUUACUGCUUAGUUGUGCUAUGGAUAAAAAAAUCAAAUUAACCAGUUUAAUUAGCAACACAGUUGUUCAACAGUACGAGGUCCCACUUCCUGCUUGGAGUUGUGUCUGGAACACAGAUGACCAUAACUACUUCUUUGCUGGCAUUCAGAAUGGUUUAGUGUUGGAAUAUGAUGUCCGUAAGACUGAUACAUUUAUUCAACAAAUAAACACCGAGGGGAGUCGGUCACCUGUUGUUUCUCUACAGUAUAUUCCUGCUGCACCUUUUGCUCACUUCAGAGCUGGUGGACUGUUGGUUGGUCAGUUAGAUCGAAUCAGCUUUUAUGAGAGAAAACCUAACAAUAAAUAUGAAGUUCAUCUUCUUCCUUUGGAAGGUAACCUCACAAGUUUAUUUUUUGAAACUCACACAAGACAGUUAUUGGCAAGUUUUAGGAAUUCUACCAAAUUUCCCAAGGUCCGGCAUUUGGUAUGUGAAAUGACAGCAUCUGUUUCUGAUGACCACAAUAUUUGUAGCUGUAAUGUUGUCCAGACAUUUCACGGUAGCUCUCCACAGACGUUACUCUCCCGAACAUCGCUGAUUCAACAUCCCAUUGACAAAAAUCAACUAUUGAUAUGUGCCAGUGAAGAAUUAGCGUGUGCGAUUAAUAUUUGGGAUGGAAAAACCUUUCAAUAUGUCCAAAAGUUGUCUUGUGGAUCCCCUGUUCUUGAUAUUUGCUCCAUCUCCACAAAAGACAAUCAUUAUCUCCUAGCUUUAACCGAAAAACAAGUGAAACUUCACAAAUGGUCUGAAUCAUAAAUUCCUUGGACACGAACGUCACUACUUAUGGAGAGAGAGAGACUAUCAAAUGUGAAUUUGAAGUGAAACAGUCUUCUGCGAAGUUAUUUCUCAUUCCGUAUUUCAUUGAGGACAUUGUUAUAGCUCGUGGUUGAAGUGGACACUUUUAAAAUUUAAUUUUGUAUUAAAAUUAUUUUUUAAAGAAACAA